This is a messenger RNA of Solea solea (common sole), 786 nucleotides long. It is a transcript of the gene mrps28, whose product is annotated as mitochondrial ribosomal protein S28. The coding region runs from base 30 to 680 and encodes 216 amino acids. The transcript has a single exon. NCBI's taxonomy places the organism in Eukaryota, Metazoa, Chordata, Actinopteri, Pleuronectiformes, Soleidae. The record is from RefSeq and is a predicted model, not a curated record. Gene Ontology annotation, cellular component: mitochondrial small ribosomal subunit.
ACUUCCAGGGCAAAGAGCGGCACAUACAAAUGACAAAUAUCAACAUUAAAAGAAAUACUUUUUGUGACGUCUUGCGUCCAUUGGACGCCAGAUGCCGCUGUGAUGGUAAAUUGUACCGGAAGUUACUGACUGGCUCCGUCCUGCUCGUGCGGCUCACGGACAACAUGGCGGCGCUGUGGACGGCAGUUUCCCGAUGUGGACGCCGGUUCUCCCUCCGCAGCUUCAGCUCAGACUCCGCGGCCUCCGGCAGCGACCAGCCCGCCGCAGACAGACCCAGAUCCGGCUUCGCUGCCGCCUUCGACCUGCAGUCGGAGCUCCGGCGGGAGGCGGCGGACUCCGCGGCCGCCCCGAGAGCCUCCUCCUCGGGUCAGGAUGACAGCUUCGCCUCGCUGCUUCGUCGGUCCCCGCUGAUUCAGAUGGGACCGGCCAAGGACCGAGUAGUGGUCGGGAGGAUCUUCCACGUCCUGCACGAGGACCUAUACAUCGACUUCGGCGGGAAGUUCCACUGCGUGUGCCGGCGGCCGGCGGACGGAGCAGAGACGCUGCAGCGGGGCAGCAGAGUCCGGCUGCGGCUGCAGGACCUGGAGCUGACCGGCCGCUUCCUGGGAGCCCGGAGCGACACGACGCUGCUGGAGGCGCAGGCGGUUCUGCUGGGCCCGCUGGACAAGAACCGGGACUGAGAGGAACCAGGAACUGACCAAUGACUGUUUAUGGUCAAUGUCAUUGACCAAUGUUGUAUUAUUUAAUGACGUCAUCAGAAAAUAAACAAUUGUAUUAUUGUUAUAA